Molecule: messenger RNA, 1716 nt
Organism: Camarhynchus parvulus
Lineage: Eukaryota; Metazoa; Chordata; Aves; Passeriformes; Thraupidae
Gene: FERMT3
Product: fermitin family member 3
Exons: 14
Coding region: 1-1716 (571 amino acids)
Biological process (GO): cell-matrix adhesion; integrin-mediated signaling pathway
Cellular component (GO): cell-substrate junction
Molecular function (GO): integrin binding
Source: RefSeq, a predicted model, not a curated record
AUGUGGGUUGGGGGCAGGCCCCCCACCCCGCCCCCCCCCCGGAGCGCGCUCUCUGGUGGGAGCAGCGGCGGCGCUGGCUGCUCAGCCCCUCCCCCACGCUGGACGCGCUGGGGGUGGGGGUCCCGGCUCCUCUUCGCCCCCCGGCUCCGCCCCCUGCGCCUGCGCCUCCCCCCCGGGGGGGUCCUCAGGGCGCGCCUCGACUGCGCCGCGACCCCCGGCAGGGCCGUGGCCGCGCUCUGCGGCCUGCUCGGGCUCCCCCACCCCGAGGAGCUCUCGCUGCUGUGGCCGGAGCGGGUGGGGGAGGGGCGCGACCCCCCCCCCCCCGGACCUGGACCUGACACACCUGAGGCCAGGCUCCGCCCCUCCCCCCGCGUUGCUCCGCCCCCUGGGCAGCCGCAGGCUUGGGGGAGGGGCCCCCCCGGACCACCCCGGAGCCCCCCCGGGACCCCCCUGGAGCGACGGGCGCGGCUGCACGCGCGCUGGUUGGACGUGGGGCGGUCGCUGCUGGAGCAGGGCGUGGCCGCGGAGCAGGAGCUGGAGCUGCGCUUCAAAUACCCCUGUGCCCUGGGGGAGCCCCAGCCCGGGCUGCACUCGCAGCUGCUGCAGGAGCAGGCGCUGGGCUCCAUCCUGGCCGAGGAGCUGGAGUGCAGCGAGGAGCAGGGGCUGCGCUUUGCUGCCCUGCAGUACCUGAUCGAGGGGGCGGAGUGGGGGGAGGGGCGCGACCCCCAGGACCCCCCCGAGCCCCCCCCGGACCUGGAGACGGCGCUGGAGAAACUGGAGCUGAGCCUGGGGGGGGGCGAGAGCCCCGGGACCCCCGAGGAGGAGCUCGGAGCCCCCCCUGAGCUGGACGAGGAGCUGGAGAUUCACAGGGGGUUCCCGUGGCCGUUCCGGGGGUCCCGCCCCGGCCGGGCGGCGCUUUCGGGGUCGUCGCUGUCGCUCUGGAGCCCCCCAGGCUCGGGGGGACCCCAACAGCGGCUGAACCUGCGAGGCUGUCAGGUGACCCCCCAGGUGGAUUUGGGGGCGCAGAAAUUCCACAUCAAACUCGGGGUGCCCUCCCCGGGGGGGGCCGGCGAGACCCUCCUGCGGUGCCGUGAUGCCCCCCAAUUCUCCCGCUGGCUCUGCGUUCUCCAGGCGGCCUCGGGGGGUCCCCAUCGGCUGCGCAGAUCCGGGGGGUCCUGGGGGUCCUGGGGGUGCAGCCGGACGGGGGGGACACCCCCGGGACCCCCGCCCGGCCCCCCCCGGACCCGCGGCGGUUGCUGCCCCCCCGGCUCCAGCGCAGGAUCAAAGUUCCCCCAGCUCCUCCUGCGGGUUUUGCUCCGGGAGGGGCCCCUGAGCCCCCCCCAGGCCCGGCUGCGCUUCCUGCAGGCCUGGAGGGCCCUGCCCGGCUUCGGCCUCGGAGUCUUCAUCGUCCGGUUCCGGGGCGCCCCCCAGGACGAGGCUCUCGCCGUGGGGCUCUCGCGGCUGCUGCGGCUCCCGCUGCGCUCGGGCGGCGCCGCCCGGAGCUGGAGCCAGAGCGAGCUGAGACAGUGGGACGUGAACUGGGACAGCGGGCAGGUGCGGCUGUGGCUCAGCGGUGACGUCACGCUGGGGCUGCGCGUGCUCUCCGCCCCCCCCCGCGUCCUGCACCAGUUCCUGGGGGGGGCCCUGGCCCUGGGGGGGCCCCCCCGCGACCCCCGCGAGCUGCAGCGCCUCAUGGAGGGGGGGCUCGACCCCUGA